UCUCAUUCGAUCACUACAAGCUAUAUCCUCUGACCUGCUCACCAUUUCCUUUCCUUGUUUCUCUCUGGAUACAGCCGGACUGUCCAGGUAAUACCUCAGAAUCCGUGAUAACCAGCGAUCUGCGUGGUGACUGCUGUAUUGUUUCCGAACCGGCUCCUCACUGGACUGCCCGUCACGCAAACCAAACAGCUCAGCUCAACAAAGCUAGAGAGAAUCCCUACCAUAAACCCCAAAUCAUAUCAGCCUGUCAUGGCCAGCGCGCAACCUCUCUACAGCCACGGCGACAUCCGUGACGAUGAAUCCAUCCUGGACGACGACCUGAUCGAGUCCGACGAGGCAAUCGAAGCCGAUGACCCCCUUCACGAUACCACAGACCGGACCCCGCUCCGCGGCAACAUUCAAGGCGAAGCGUCCUCAUCCAACGGCUCCCGCGGCGGCGGUGGUGUCAGUGCCAACCUCGCGGGGAACUACCUCACCUCGUCGAUUCCCGGUGAGGACCGGCGCGCCACGCAAAGCACCAUCGACGAGACCGUCUGGGAGACCGUGUCGCGGGACCUGCGCGCCGUCUGGGAGAAGAUGCGCCAGGUGCUGUGGCCUAAGUACCUGAUCGGGGGCAUGCUGCAACGUGGGGGUGGUGGGCUGGCGGCUGCUGAGCGCGGCGAGGCCUCUGGGUUUGGUGGUGGGAUGCGCAAUCUGGUCGGGAGGUGGCCUGAUGCCGAUGUUGUCUUGCAGGGCGGCAUGAGUGAAGGGUUGAGGGAUUGGGAUCUUUGGGGUCCGUUGAUCUUCUGCCUUUUGCUGAGUAUGUUUCUGUCGAUGCGCGCCCAGGGCGAACAGUCCUCGUUGGUGUUUUCGGGGGUGUUUUCGAUUGUGUGGAUUGGGGAGGCGGUCGUUACGUUGCAGAUUAAAUUGCUGGGUGGGAAUAUUUCCUUCUUCCAGUCGGUCUGUAUCAUCGGAUAUACGCUGUUCCCGUUGGUCAUUGCUGCUCUCCUCAGUGCCUUGGGUCUGCCGACCAUUGCGCGCAUACCGGUCUACUUGGUGCUGGUGGCUUGGUCCCUGGCGGCCGGCGUGAGUAUUCUGGGUGGAUCCGGGGUGGUGCGCAAUCGGGUCGGCAUCGCAGUGUACCCGUUGUUUGUGUUCUAUGUGGCUAUCGGAUGUCUCUGUUUCAUCAGCUGAAAGGGUCGAAUUGAGUAUGUGGUGGUAUGGGGAGUUGUGAUGCUGGCUGAGACCGGAGGAACUAGAGCCAGGAAUAGAGAAAGAGGGCGGUGGAUGUCUGUCUGAUCAAUUCUAGUUGAGACCAGUGGUCGAACUGUCCUGUGGUUCAUAGUAGCGUUUCGUAUUUGAUUGUUGUUUCACAGCCAAGC
This is a messenger RNA of Aspergillus homomorphus CBS 101889, 1361 nucleotides long. RefSeq names its product Yip1 domain protein. Gene Ontology annotation, cellular component: trans-Golgi network; membrane. Gene Ontology annotation, biological process: endoplasmic reticulum to Golgi vesicle-mediated transport. NCBI's taxonomy places the organism in Eukaryota, Fungi, Ascomycota, Eurotiomycetes, Eurotiales, Aspergillaceae. Bases 250 to 1173 code for a protein of 307 amino acids. The record is from RefSeq and is a predicted model, not a curated record. The transcript is spliced from 4 exons.